Messenger RNA from Lasiosphaeria miniovina, 2016 nucleotides. RefSeq names its product beta-lactamase superfamily domain-containing protein. Gene Ontology annotation, cellular component: membrane-bounded organelle; cytoplasm. The transcript has 2 exons. Gene Ontology annotation, molecular function: zinc ion binding; N-acylphosphatidylethanolamine-specific phospholipase D activity. Lineage: Eukaryota; Fungi; Ascomycota; Sordariomycetes; Sordariales; Lasiosphaeriaceae. The record is from RefSeq and is a predicted model, not a curated record. Bases 281 to 1567 code for a protein of 428 amino acids. Gene Ontology annotation, biological process: N-acylphosphatidylethanolamine metabolic process; N-acylethanolamine metabolic process.
AGCUUUUGACCAGUCAGAUCUGUGAGCCAUGGUCGGCAGUUUAAAACGUCACCACACCCGCCCCCCUCCGCUCCCUCCCUCCAUCAUGUCCUCGCCGUCUUGUCCCAGUAGCUUGUUGCCUCGUCGUUCCACCGACCUUUUGAAGUAGUCCAUCUCCGAACUGUCCUGGUACCCCACUACUGGUUCGAAGCAACAUCUGUCUCCUCAGUGGCACGAGCCGUCUCUGUUUCACCGCAUUCCCGUUUGGCUCCGUAGCCGCCCCCACCCGCCGCCCGUAACUAUGGCAGCUUCGUUGGCCGCCAGCGUCUCCAAGGGAACCCCCCUCGACGGCGUUACCAAAAUCCCCAAUGCUAGUGUUCCGAGUGACGCUGCAUCGAAGCCGCACCAUGUCUUCUCUUCGAACGGCACCUUCUCUAAAUUUAAGAACCCAUACCCGUCAUGGCGUCACGGACAGCCAGACCCCGGCCCAGCAAGCGUGAUCUUGGGGAUACUCGGACUCAAGCUUCGAGGCAAGCUUCCAGCACCCAGCACAGCACCCCCGACUGUUCCGGUUCGCAAGCCGACCUUCCUCGCCGACCGGCGGGCCUCGACUACGCUGCGGGCAACCUGGCUCGGACAUGCCUGCUACUACGUCGAGUUCCCGUCGGGUCUGCGCGUCCUGUUCGACCCCGUCUUCGAGGACCGAUGCUCGCCCUUCUCCUUUCUCGGGCCCAAGAGGUUCACUAAGCAGCCGUGCGCCCUCGCCGACCUCCCCAUCGUCGACGCCGUCGUGAUUUCGCAUUCGCACUACGACCACUUGUCGAGCCCGAGCGUGCAAGAAAUCCACAAGCACCACCCCGACGCCCACUUCUUCGUCGGCCUCGGCCUUGAGAAGUGGUUCCGUGGGUCGGGCAUCGACAAGGUCACCGAGCUCGACUGGUGGGAAGACGCCGAAUUCACCGUGUCGCCUGCUUCCCACGACCGCCGCUCGACGGCGGGCGGCAAGGAGGACAACGCGUCGCUCGGGUCGGGCUUAUCCGGGGCCGGGUCCCAGCCCAUCACAGCGCGCAUCUCGUGCCUGCCAGCGCAGCACUCGUCGGCGCGCACGCCGCUAGACAAGGACACGACGCUGUGGUGCUCUUGGGGGGUGGCGUCGGGGAGCGAGGCGGACCAGACGCGCAGGUCGGUCUACUUUGGCGGCGACACGGGGUACCGCUACGUGCCCAAGGGCUACGAGAGCGGCGAGGGGCCCGAAUACGCGCCCGAGCACGCCGACCUGCCGCGGUGCCCGCAGUUCGCGCAGAUCGGCGAGCUGCGCGGGCCGUUCGACCUCGGCCUGCUGCCCAUCGGCGCCUACAAGCCGCGCCAGAUCUUCUCGGGCAUGCACGCCAACCCCUUCGACGCCGUCGAGAUCUUCCGCGACACGCGCUGCCGCCGCGCCAUGGGCAUCCACUGGGGCACCUGGGUCCUCACCUACGAGGACGUCCUCGAGCCGCCCAAGCUGCUGCGCCAGGCGCUUGCCCACUUCGGUAUGGCCGAGACCGGCGUCUUUGACGUUUGCGAGAUUGGCGAGAGCCGCGAGUUUUGAGCUUUGAGCAAAGCCAUGUGUACAACAUUGCGUUUCGAGCGUGUUCCUUUGGCGAUAUAUUCAUUAUGCCGAACAUAAUUGUUUGGUUAGCCAGGGCUGGGAGGGAAAGGGGUGAGGUUGGAUUUAAGUCCGCGUAAGAUUGAGCGAUAUUACUCUCCACUGUUGGGGCAAGGAUAAGAUGGCCGGGUUGGGCGUUCGGCGAAUGCGGGCUUGCACAGCGAAGACGGGGCACACUUAUAGUAACGGGUGCCGAAGACUAGAGUCCCUGGCAAAUGCAAUCAAGAGAAUGUGUCCCCAAUCGGGCUUGUCAGCCGAAAAGCUUGUGAUUAUUGAUACACGCAUUGCUGAUUCUCCUCCGAGAGGACCAAUCAAAAGUUCUAUCUAGUUCCAAGUAGCUCAAACAACAGCAGCAACCAACACUCCGCUCUACCGCAGCCCGAGGUUCCACC